This is a messenger RNA of Paramecium octaurelia, 2482 nucleotides long. NCBI's taxonomy places the organism in Eukaryota, Ciliophora, Oligohymenophorea, Peniculida, Parameciidae. The record is from the annotation of a GenBank genome assembly.
AUGAAUCAACAAAUUCAAGAUAAAGUGUGUUGUUUAUUGAAACUAGAGAGCACUUAUUCAUAAAUCUAACCAUACCUUGAUAAAAUAAAGGAGAAGGAUCAGUAAGACUUAAUUCAAUAAUCUAGAAAAUAUUAUGAACCCAUUUGUCAAGCUAUUAUAUCUGCUUUUCUUGAUUAAGAACCCGUUCAGUGCUUUCAAGCUGCUCGAAUGGCAAAAGAAGCAAUAGAAAAAUAGAAUUUAGACUUCUUAACUGUCUUUCAAAAUGUUUGUCUGAAGUCUUAUGAAUAAUUGGCAGAAGAUACUUUAAAUGUGAGACUGGCUGACAAAGCGUCUUCAUUCUUUAGCAAGAGUAACAGCGAUAUGAAUUUUGGGAAAAGCUUCUUCCAUUUGAUUUUAGAGAGUAUUGAAAAUUGGGCUAGGUAAUAUCCUAAAAAAAAUGAUGGAAUUACUCCAACUUUAUUCUAUUAAAUUUAUCAGAACCUCCUUAAUAAGGGAAUAAAAUUUCCUUAAGCUAAUUACUUUAAAGAGCAAUCAUCAAUGAAAAAUAAUAUCAGUAAUGAUCAAAAAAAAUUAGAAAUAUUAAAAGAUCUAUAAUAAUAGAUUAUGAUGAUGAAAUAAUUACAUGAAGUCGAAUUGUCAGAUCAAUAAUAAUAGAACGACUUAAAAAUUUUUAAAUUGUAAGAAAAAUUGUAAUAUUUCCAAAACAUGCAGCCAAUAUUAAAGGAAUAAAUAGAUGAAUUAUAAAAAAAAGAAGAUAAAUAUAAGUAAGACAUGGAAAAAAAUCAAUAGAAAUUAAAAUAAUUGGAAACCGAGCUGAAGAAUACUAAAUUACAUGGAUAGUAAUACUUUAACGAAUAAUUAGAGAAAUUAAAUCUAGAAUCUUAAAUAUAAUAGCUUUAUCAAUAGAUUGAAGAACUUAAACAAAAUAAUUAUAUUUUAACUGAGAGAUUACAAAAUUAAGAGAAUGGAAGAUAAAUAGAAAACACGAAUCUCAAGAUGGAAUUGGAGAAGAAAGAAGCAGAAAUUAAAGAACAAAAGGUUAGAUGUUUGGAACAAGCAUAAAAUAUUAACUAAUUGAAAUUAUAAUUAAUAGCAAAAGAUAAAUUGAACUAGGAUGUAGCAGCAUUAAGGAAUUAGGAUUAAGAAUAACUUAUAUAAAAAUUAUAAUAAAAUAUUGAGAGCCUAAAAAGAAAAAUUUAAUCUCUUGAAGGAGAAAAUAACUCUUACUAAUAAAAUUAAUAAGAGUAAUAAAAGAAGAAUAAAAUACUUGAAGAGUAACUCUUAAGCGCACAAUAAAAAUUACAAGUCUCAGAAAAUAAGGUUAAGGAAUUACAAACAUAAUUAGAUUAAUUAAAGCAAAUAUCUCCAGUAAGAACUAAUUCUGCCAAAAUCUCAAUCAGAGAAAAACCGCCUUAAUAUCAGAAUUUCUUCUUUCCUGACACAUAGUAAAACCAAUAACAUUUUAAUGCGCGAUUUUAAUUUAAUGAAGAUCUAAAGGACUUGUUUACGAGACCAAAACCUAUUGAAGUAGAGAACAUUAAUCCUUCGUUAAUCUUCCCUUAUUAAACAGCAGAAGAAUAUUAUUCGAAAGGUUAAAAAAUGUAAUAAAAUAAAGGUUAAGAAGUUGUUUUUAAAAAUUUAAUUAGUCAGUUGAAAGAUGUGUCUGAAAAAAAUAAAUAUCUCUUUUAAAUGUUCCAUAUUAAUAGAACGACGUACUACUUCAUUGACAAACCAUCAAUUUUGGUGGCAAUUAUAAAAUAGGUUGUAAAAUAAGGGGAAGAAAACUUAGUUAAAUUUGGAGUUUAUUUCAAAACUGAUGAAUAAACUAUCGAAUUAUCAGGAAAAUUUUUAAAUUUACAAAAAAUAUUGAAGUAUUUUUCAUCAUCCUAAAAAGAUUUUAAUGUUACUCUAGAAAAGUCAUCUUAAUAAUAAUAAUAAUAAUAAUAAUAACAAUAAUAAUAAUAAUAAUACCUACUGGAGUAUUAAAUCAAUGAUAAAUGGGAAGAUUUAUCAGAACUCCCUGUUUUGGAAAUACGAUACUAGUAAAAAUUAUUAUUACUUUAGAAAAAAAGUGUAGUAAAUGUUUCUUCCUAUGCCAUUAUUAAGUUUUAUUGAAUUUUCCCAGUUAACUAAGGAUAAUUUUAAAGUACAUUGGAAGAAAUUUUUUAUCUUCAGAUCAAAAAUAUUCAGUUAUAACCCUAUGAUUUUACCAUCUUAUUAGAGUAUUUCAAAUAUCAGCAAAAACUUUCUCCUAAUCAAUGAAGAAAAACUGAAGGCAUAUUUAUAAGGAAUUGAUGAAAUAAAAUUUGGAGCCAAAUUUAAGAUACUAGGGUCAUAAUUGAAAGGAUUAAUUAAAUUUGAACUUAUUCCUUAAAAUAAGAUGAUUAUUUACGUAGGAAUUACGAAAGAUUAAACCCAAUAAUAUUAGCCUCUUGUUACAAAAAUAAUCAAUUAUUUUAAUUCAAUCUUUUAGUAAAUAUGA